Molecule: messenger RNA, 1392 nt
Organism: Mercurialis annua (annual mercury)
Lineage: Eukaryota; Viridiplantae; Streptophyta; Magnoliopsida; Malpighiales; Euphorbiaceae
Product: replication protein A 70 kDa DNA-binding subunit B-like
Exons: 1
Coding region: 1-1392 (463 amino acids)
Biological process (GO): DNA recombination; DNA replication; DNA repair
Cellular component (GO): nucleus
Molecular function (GO): DNA binding
Source: RefSeq, a predicted model, not a curated record
AUGGAAAAUAAUAUUGAUUUGCUUCAACCAUAUCAAAAAGAAUGGUCUAUUAGCGUUAUGGUAAUUCGAAGCGGAUCAAUAGAAUCAUAUAACAAUGGUUCUAACAAAAAAAGAAAAAUCAUAUUAGUUGAUAUUAAAGGAACCAAAAUACAAGCUAUUUUAUUCAAUGAAGCGGUGGAAAAGUUCAAAGAUUGUUUAGAAAGAGGCAAGACUUAUACGAUCACUAAUGGAGUGGUUAAAGCAAUUAAUUCACAUUAUCCUAAUGUGAAUGAAAGAAUUGAACUGUCUCUGACACUAUAUAGCACUGUCAUCGAAUGUGCGAUAAUUAUUCCAAGAGAUGUUUUAAUAUUUAACUUUACAUCGUUUAAUGAUGUAGAAAAAAUUUCUGAUGAGAAGACUAUGGUAGAUAUAUUGGGCAUUGUAGAACAUGUCAAAUCUGCUUUCACGGUGCAAACAAGAAUGGGGAUACCAACUAGAAAAAGAGAAAUACUUCUUCUUAAUGACAAAUUGGAAAAGCUAAAUUUAAUUUUAUGGGGAGAUCUAGCUGACAAUGAAGGUGGUGAAGUAGAAUCUCUCCUUCAAAAUUCGGACCAGAGGCCAAUAAUAGCCUUAUCCAAUGUCAAAGCAAAAAUAUAUGCCGAAGAAUUACAACUCAAUACAACUCAAGUUACAACAAUAGAGAUAAACUUAGACUUACUAGAAGUGGAUGAACUACGUGAAUCGUAUUAUUCCAAUAUAUUGGUAAACAAACAAGUAAGUUUUCUUUCGUCGCCUAAUAAAUUUACAAAGGUUUCAGAAGUUACAUUGAAAGAAAUAAUAGAAAAUAAGUAUCAAGAGAUUCAAUGUUAUUUUGAGGCAACUAUAUUAUCGGUUGUAAAUAGCAACAAUCCUUGGUAUAAUUCUUGUAACAAGUGCAGCAAAAAGAUAUAUCCAAACAAAGGGCAUCUAAAAUGUUUCAAUUGUAAUGAUGAAAAUCCUCAAUAUACUCCAAGGUAUAUGCUCAAACUACUUGUCUCAGAUUCAAUCGAAGAAGCAUAUGUCACCAUAUUUGAUAAUGCAGAAAUCUUGAUUGGAUGUCCGGUGUUUAAAUAUAUGAAAUUAAAUAUGGACGGACCAAAAGAAGAUAUACAAUUUUACAAGAAAUUGAUGUCUUGCCAGUCAAAACAAUAUCGUUUUCUUGUGAUGUUGAAAAAAGAUAAGGAAGCUGAUUAUGCAAGGAAGCAAAUGGUUGCAUCAGAUGUACAAGAAGUUGAAGACAAUAAUUCAGCAAGAGAACUCAGAGAUAAGGAAAAGUUUAAAGACAAUAAUCAAGUUAUAGAAAUAAAAGAUGAUGUCCUUGAAGCUGAAGGAGAUACAAGAUUAAAGAAGAAAAUCAAGAUUGAGAAAGAUUAA